This is a messenger RNA of Pectinophora gossypiella (pink bollworm), 2945 nucleotides long. Its product is annotated as zinc finger protein 557-like. Gene Ontology annotation, cellular component: chromosome; nucleus. Gene Ontology annotation, biological process: regulation of transcription by RNA polymerase II. The transcript is spliced from 8 exons. The record is from RefSeq and is a predicted model, not a curated record. Bases 71 to 1603 code for a protein of 510 amino acids. Lineage: Eukaryota; Metazoa; Arthropoda; Insecta; Lepidoptera; Gelechiidae. Gene Ontology annotation, molecular function: zinc ion binding; RNA polymerase II cis-regulatory region sequence-specific DNA binding; chromatin insulator sequence binding.
AGAAAUAACCUUAAAAUCACGUAAAAACCCUGUAAAAUAUAUAUUUUUCCUAUUAUAAAUAACAGUAAAAAUGUCUGUAGAUACGUAUUUAUGUUUGUGCUGCUUAUCUACAGAUGACUUGAGCACUUUAUGUGACAAAAACACUGAGAAUAACUUCGCAAAGUUGUUAAAAGAGUUGUUUGCAAUAUCGACAAAUCAAGAAGAAUCACAAGAUGACUAUAUCUGCAAGGAGUGUACAGUAAAGUUAAGAGCAGCCCACAAUUUUAAACAUCAAGUAUUUGACAGUAUCAAUACUUUACAAACGAUAGGAUUAAUAAAUCUGCAUAAAACAGAUGGCAAUCUGAUAAUCGAGAAAGUGCCAAAAAUAUGUACAGAUGCGGAGCAGGACAUAUUGAGGACACUCGGCAAGGACGUACUGUUACAGAGUAAUGAUGCUGACAGUAAAGCAGAACCGAAACGAAUUACACAUAAGCAAAUUAAAGAAAACAAAUUGGAGAAUGUGCAAAUAACAGACCAGAGAGACAUCAUCCGUCGCUUUCUUGCCAACAACCCGAUCAAAGCGUUAGAAGGAGACCAGCAUGUGUCUCCGUCUGCAUCCAAAGAGUUCUCUAAAGAGUUGUAUGCAGUUCCUGACGACUUGAAAUGUGGAAUUUGUAUGGAAAUUAUGGCAAAUGUUUACACUUUCCAUAUUCAUAUGAACAAACAUUUUCCAAAUCAUAUUUGUGAAGUCUGUGGGAAAGGGUUCGCAACAGAAAAGAGGCUGAAAAGACAUAAGUACUGCCAUAACGCAGGACCAUUCGACUGUGAGGAUUGUGGAGCGCAGUUUAAUAACUAUAGCAACUACCAAACACACAGAAAAUACAAGCACACAGAAGGGGCAACAUACUCAUGUGGCUUGUGCGGCGCACGGUUCCGUACGCUGUCCCAGCGCGCACGACACGCCCUCAACGCGCAUAACGAGGACGCCGCGUUUGCGUGUACCCAGUGCGACACCAAGUUUAUCACUUCAAGCUCCCUCAAAAACCACAUGAAGUAUAAGCAUUUAAAAAUAAAACGACAUUUUUGCGCGCAUUGCGAAGCGGCGUACUAUCAUAAGGAGGACCUAGUUGGACAUCUGACGGUACACUCGGGGGAAACCCCGUUUAAAUGCACAUUCUGUAACAAGAGUUAUCCACGGAAGAAAGCCUUAAUAGUCCACUUAAAAACACAUUUAGGCGAUAAACGCUUUUGUUGUGAUGUAUGCGGGAAGAGAUUUGUGCAAAAAUGCACCUUAACGACACACAUGACGACACAUAGUCGCGAAAAGCAGAAUACAACACGAAAAGAGUCUAAAGUGGAAAAUAUACAGUCCAAAGUGGAAAUAAUGGGACAUAAAGUGGAAAAUAUACACAGUAAAGUGAACAAUACACAAGCCGAAGCGAGUUGUACACAGUCUAAAGUGAAUAUUACUCAAGCUAAAGUGGAUGAAAGUUGUGCUGGGGGUUCCAAAGUGGAAAUUUUAGAGGACAAAGUGAUUAAAGAAGGUGUUAUAGUAAACGAUCAAUUCAUGAAUGUUGAUGAAUCUCAAAACCCAGUAUUGUAUCAUUAUGAAAUAUUUUAUUAAGUCAUUGAAUGAUUUACAUAUUUAUUUAUACUCGCAGCAGGUGGAGCACCAGCAUGCGUCCACAGGUUUUUUUCCAGAAGCGGGAAAGUUCCCGUUGUAAAAACUCUUAUGUUACGGACAGUGGGUCGAGGAUGGCCAAAUAAUACUCUUAACAAAUGUAUAAAUGGAUCUAUUUUUACAGAGUAACACCUUGUUAUUGUGCUCAAAAUGGAAUGACGGUUACGGACAGUUUUUUUAACACCAAUCAGAUAUCAACCCCACCUUACUUACUUUUUAGAAUCAUAACAAUGUCCCAUAUUAUACAGGGUGUUAGUGACAUCGUAACGAAUACUCAGAGGGAUGAUUCAGACCAUGAUUCUGAGUUAAUAUCAAGUGGAGUUUUCCGUCGCAAAAUUCAUGUUAUUUUUUUAGCUUUUUUAAAUUAUUUUCAAUUCUAUACUUUUGCGAUGGAAAAUUCCACUUGAUAUUAACUCAGAAUAAUCAGCUGAAUCAUCCCUCUCAGUAUUCGUUACGAUGUCACUUACACCCCAUACAAGUACAUACAGUAGCCAUACAAGUAGGUAUGGGUGUUAGUGACACUGUAACGAAUACUGAAGGGGAUGAUUCAGACCAUGAUUCUGAGUCGAUAUCAAGUGGAAUUUCCUGUCGGAGAAGUCAUGAAAAUUUUAGAGCUUAUUUAAAUUAUUUUCCGUUCCAUACUUUUGCGACGGAAAAUUCCACUUGAUAUCAACUCAGAAUUAUGGCCUGAGUCAUCCCUCAAAGUUUUCGUUACGAUGUCACUAACACCCUGUAUUUUUAACUGUAACCUGAGCUAAUAUUACUACUUAUAUUUUCAUUAAUCGAAUUAAGUAAUUAAAGUAAAUAAUUAAUGUAUGACAAUCCAAAUAAAAUAGGUAAUUAACUAAAUGUAUAAAAUAAUGAUCAUGUCCGGGCAGUGGCGCUGGCGUCGGUGGCAAAAGUCGGUAACACUUAUUAGUAAGGACACUGGGUGCUUUUCUUUUUCAAAUGCGGAAAACAGAGCCCACUAACUAAUUAACUAUAGGGAAUGUUCUCAAAGUGAAAAUAUUGCCCGGAACGGCACAUAUCUGAUUGUCAGGUAGAUAAGUGUCGUGGUAUGAUACUAAUCGGGUAGAUAAAGUAUGUAUGUUAGUAUGGCUUUGACGCAAACACAAAACAUGAUAACAAAUGAGAUUGGUAUCUGUUUAAAAGAGGUCUAUUGCAAAUGAGGGACUGUCCACUAAAAAAAAUAAAAAAUAGAUGGCGCUGUAUAGAUUUAUCGUGACAAUUACCUAUUUUUUCCGUUGCUCGAAGUACAUAAUACGUAUUUAAAAAAAUAAUAAAA